Messenger RNA from Ochotona curzoniae (black-lipped pika), 753 nucleotides. It is a transcript of the gene KLK14, whose product is annotated as kallikrein related peptidase 14. The record is from RefSeq and is a predicted model, not a curated record. The coding region runs from base 1 to 753 and encodes 250 amino acids. The transcript is spliced from 5 exons. Gene Ontology annotation, biological process: proteolysis; epidermis morphogenesis; seminal clot liquefaction. Gene Ontology annotation, molecular function: serine-type endopeptidase activity. Lineage: Eukaryota; Metazoa; Chordata; Mammalia; Lagomorpha; Ochotonidae.
AUGCUCCUGCUGGUGGCACUUUACGUCUUGGCUGUAGCCACGGCGCAGAGCCAAGAUGAUGACAACAAGAUCAUCGGAGGCUACACGUGCAUCCAGAACUCCCAACCGUGGCAGGUGGCGCUGCUGGCGGGCCCCGGGCGCAGCUUCCUCUGUGGGGGCGCCUUGCUGUCAGCCCGGUGGGUCAUCACAGCUGCCCACUGUGCCCGCCCGAUCCUCCGGGUGGCCCUGGGAAAGCACAACCUGAAGAGGUGGGAGGCGACCCAGCAGGUGCUGCGCGUGGUCCAGCAGGUGCCACACCCAAGCUACAGCUCCAGCACCCACCAGCACGACGUGAUGCUGCUGCGACUGGAGCAGCCGGCCCGGCUUGGGAGGGCCGUGAGGGCCAUCGCCCUGGCCCAGGCCUGUGCCAGCCCCGGGACCUCCUGCCGAGUAUCAGGCUGGGGGACGACGUCCAGCCCGAUCACCAGGUACCCCAACGCUCUGCAGUGUGUGAACGUGAACAUCUCCGGGGAGCAGGAGUGUCAGCGAGCCUAUUCAGGAGCCAUCAGGGAGGGCAUGGUGUGCGCAGGCGUCCCGCAGGGAGGAAAGGACUCCUGUCAGGGUGACUCCGGGGGACCGCUGGUAUGUGGGGGACGGCUCCAAGGCGUGGUGUCAUGGGGCAUGGAGCGCUGCGCCCUGCCUGGCUACCCCGGAGUCUACACCAACCUGUGCAAAUAUGGAAAGUGGGUGCAGGAGACCAUGCGGGGCAAAUGA